This is a messenger RNA of Alnus glutinosa, 1310 nucleotides long. RefSeq lists its product as uncharacterized. Gene Ontology annotation, biological process: lipid metabolic process. Lineage: Eukaryota; Viridiplantae; Streptophyta; Magnoliopsida; Fagales; Betulaceae. The transcript is spliced from 10 exons. Gene Ontology annotation, cellular component: membrane. The coding region runs from base 123 to 1046 and encodes 307 amino acids. Gene Ontology annotation, molecular function: oxidoreductase activity, acting on the CH-CH group of donors. The record is from RefSeq and is a predicted model, not a curated record.
UUUAAUUAAAUAAAUCCAUUUAAUUAAAAAGAAUUAAAAUCCUGAUACAAAAGCCGCGAGCUGACAAGCAUCAGCAGUAGCAUAGAGAGAUAGGAGCAGAGAAAAGACAUAGCGUCAUCAUCAUGGGAACCGUUAUCGACUCCCAUUUCUUAAGCCUAACUGCCAUUGUCACUGUGGGGUAUCAGCUAUUGUUCUUUAUAGUCACAGCCCUUCUCAAAUUCGAUAAAGUCACUGACUUUGCCGGAAGCACAAAUUUUGUGUUAAUUGCAAUAUUGACUCUGAUUCUGAAAGGCACAUGGAAUUUUAGACAGAUAGUCUUGACUUUACUUGUAGUAAUAUGGGGUAUUCGCCUGGGACUGUUUCUGUUAAUGAGGAUCUUGCAGUGGGGGGAGGAUAGACGUUUUGAUGAAAUGCGUAGUAAUUUGGGAAAGCUGGCAAUAUUCUGGAUAUUUCAGGCUGUCUGGGUGUGGACAGUUAGUUUGCCUGUCACAAUGGUUAAUUCAAGCUCAAGAAAUCCAUCUCUCCAGGCUGCAGACAUAAUUGGCUGGAUUAUGUGGACCGUGGGUUUUUUGGCUGAAGCAACAGCUGAUCAGCAAAAAUUGGCAUUCAAAAACUCUCCAGAAAAUAGAGGGAAAUGGUGCAAUGUUGGAAUCUGGCAAUACUCUCGUCAUCCAAACUAUUUUGGCGAGAUUUUUCUCUGGUGGGGAAUAUUUGUGGCUUCCACACCGGUACUGGAAGGUGCUGAGUGGCUUGUAAUCCUUGGGCCAAUCUUCCUCACAUUGUUGCUUCUUUUCAUCAGUGGCAUACCAUUGCUUGAGGAAUCGGCAGAUAAGAAGUUUGGAAAUGAAGCUGGAUAUAUGCUUUAUAAAAGAACAACUAGCCCUCUAAUUCUACUGCCACCAGUAGUAUAUGGGAAUUUACCCUUAUGGUUCAAAGCAACUUUUCUCUUUGAAUUUCCUUUCUACAGUCGUAGUCUUCCACAAGAAAGGGUAAACUGGUAUAGAGCAAGCGGGGAAGAAAGCAGCGGCGGAUUGAAGAUGCAUUAGUGCUGGACGAUUCUUUGACUUGCCAAGUUUCGUUUCUUUAUACUCCUUUAUGUGGUUCAUCAGUUUUUUUUCUUCUCUAUGGCAAUUAUGAUGAAAUGGAAUCCUGAUUUGCUAAUUUUCAAGCUGUCCUGUUAUCCCCAAUAAGGAUCAUUGUAAAACAUGUACAUAUGAUUGCCGUCCGAGUUAUUUCAGUAAUGGAGGCAAUCCCUCCAGACUUAUUUGUCAGACCAAUAAUCUGCAGCUGCAAACACAUAUAUUGACUCA